UUGAGCUGUAUUGACAAGAGAUAUUGAACCCGAUACGCUUCCGAACAGCACUGCCGAACGAGGUGGCGCGCCCGAGUGCCAAUGCCCAAACACGCGAACCAUGCACGCGAAGCUGGGCAGUGGCGGCAUCUACAAGAGCUGAUAAACGUCUUAUCCAGCAUUCCAAAAUGCUACUUUGACCCUCCACUGUCGCAUAGUCCAGCCUGCCGAUCACACGCUGUUCGCAUUCUUCAUGUCUCGAGUCGAAAACGAAAUUACUGCCGUUGAUUCACGCACAUGGUGACAGCGAACCUCAUCGGUCCCUGUGCACUUGGCGCAUACAGUAUCCACAACCAGUGCCUUUCUUACUGGCGAGGACUGCAUACAGUAGCAAGCCAGAACUCGGGGCCCCGUGGAGAAUCCUGGUGUACCAAGUUGUGAGCAUGUAUCGGUUCGCUUGCCUAGGCAGCGGCACUGUCUUCGGAUCCGUUGUGCUUGCUACAAAGCUCAGGUGAGGUCUCUCAUCACUUCCAACUUCCAGCUCUAACUUGGUCCAUAUUCCCUCCUUCUCCAUCAUGGACAACGAGAAACAGGAAGUCCUCAGGAUCGAGAGGGCAUCGCCCUAUACCUCAGACAGCGAGUAUGGCGCCCAGACUCAGCGGGUUGAGGCUCUUGACGAAGAUCUAGAGUUCUCAUACCCCGAGCAACGCAAGAUCAUACAUCGUAUCGACAAGCGGCUGGUGCUGAUGGCUGGUCUCAUGUAUUGCGUCUCACUAAUGGACCGGUCCAACUUGCCAAACGCUGCAGUUGCUGGCAUGAAUGUUGAGCUAGAGGUGAAUGUCGGCUUUCGAUAUUCUACUGUGGCUCUUGUCUUCUUCGUUACCUAUACGAUCUUUCAGCCUCCUGCCACAAUCCUUACCCGCAAGCUUGGACCGCGACCAUUCCUAGCCGGCCUCUGUAUCGCAUGGGGAGCUGUCAUGAUCGGCUUUGGUUUCGUCCAGAACUGGGUUGUGCUGAUACCUCUGAGGGUCCUGCUCGGAACGUUUGAAGCGGGCUUCUUUCCUGGUUGUGUUUUCCUGAUCUCUACGUGGUACGCCCGAUACGACCAGCAAAAGCGUUUCGCGCUCUUCUACAUCCUCGGAGUCGUAGCAUCUGGUGGAAGCGGCAUUCUAGCAUACGGACUACAGCAGAUGGACGGGUUGUCCGGGUACACAGGCUGGCGCUGGAUAUUUAUUAUCGAGGGUAUCCUCACCGUCAUCAUUGGCAUCGCUGGGUACAUAUUCCUCGUUGACUUUCCAGAUCGCGCGAUCAAGAAGCAGCACUGGCGCUUUCUUAAAGACAAUGAGAUCCUGUUUAUCAUGCGCCGCAUCAAGAAGGACAGGAACGAUGCCGAAGCCGAGCCUUGGAACUUCCGACUCUGGUUGAGUGGUGGAGCAGAUUGGAAGGUGUGGUCGUUUGCAUUGAUCUUUUUCUGUCUCACCACGCCGGCUUAUGCGAUGUCGUACUUUCUGCCAAUCCUGCUCCGAGAGAAUAUGGGAUUCUCGGUCAUGCUCUCGCAGAUUUUGUCCGCCCCGCAAUAUAUUUUUGCCGCCUUUGUCAUUAUGGCCUGCGCCUGGUUUGGCGACAAGUACAAAGUACGAGGACCACUACUUCUCGUCAACUGCAUAUUAGGCAUCAUUGGUCUCCCUCUUCUGGGCUUCGCCAGUUCCUCAGGUGUCCGCUUCUUCGGUACGUUCCUCAUUUGUGCCUCAGCUCAAGGUGGAAUUCCUACGUGUAUGGCUUACCAGGCCAACAACGUCCGUGGACACUGGAAGAGAGCUUUCACGUCAGCGACUCUGAUAGGUGGAGGAGGGAUAGGCGGUAUCGCUGGCUCUCUUGUCUUCCGAUCGCAAGACAAGCCUGAGUACUUGCCAGGUGUUUAUGCCUGCUUGGUUUGCAAUAUCAUCAUUGCUAUUCUGGUUUGUGUCAACACGGUGUACUUUCGGGUCGAGAAUCAGAAGGCAGAUCGUGGCGAAAAGGUUCUGGAGGGAGAUCCGAACUUCCGGUAUACCAUAUAGAUCAUGGCGAUGUCUUGGUUCUAUCACGGCUUGAGGGGAAGGCUCGGAGCCAUACUUCGCUCCUGACACUUGUACUGAUGCUAUCGGGCAGAUACCAUGCAAUCGCACAAUGUCCGCCAAAGACGCCUGAACUCAAUCAACAUACGAUCUGGACAAGGCCCAGUGGUGGUCUGAU
Cercospora beticola is the source of this 2211-nucleotide messenger RNA. RefSeq lists its product as uncharacterized. NCBI's taxonomy places the organism in Eukaryota, Fungi, Ascomycota, Dothideomycetes, Mycosphaerellales, Mycosphaerellaceae. The record is from RefSeq and is a predicted model, not a curated record. Gene Ontology annotation, molecular function: transmembrane transporter activity. Gene Ontology annotation, biological process: transmembrane transport. Gene Ontology annotation, cellular component: membrane.